Molecule: messenger RNA, 2005 nt
Organism: Salvia splendens (bonfire salvia)
Lineage: Eukaryota; Viridiplantae; Streptophyta; Magnoliopsida; Lamiales; Lamiaceae
Product: cyclin-dependent kinase F-1
Exons: 2
Coding region: 126-1538 (470 amino acids)
Biological process (GO): protein phosphorylation
Cellular component (GO): nucleus
Molecular function (GO): protein serine/threonine kinase activity; ATP binding
Source: RefSeq, a predicted model, not a curated record
AUAUGUUGAUCGAUUUACCCACGAAUUGUUGUUGGAUCCUACAAAAGGAAAGGGCGAAAAAUCCAGAUCCCCAAAAAAUCGAAAUAGGAGAGAAGUCAGAAAGAGUGAUUCAGUGAUCUUCAACUAUGGAGCCGCCGCCGUCGAAGAGCUGGAGCAUCCACACGCGCCGCGAGAUCACCGCCAACUACGAGAUCCUGGAGCGCGUGGGCUCCGGCGCCUACUCCGAUGUCUACAAGGCCCGGCGCCUAUCCGACUCAACCAUCGUGGCCCUGAAGGAGGUGCACGACUACCAGUCCGCCUUCCGUGAGAUCGAGGCUCUCCAGACGCUCCAGAACUGCCCUAACGUCGUCCUCCUCCACGAGUACUUCUGGAGCGACGACGAAGACGCCGUUCUCGUGCUCGAGUACCUUCCCACCGACCUCUCCGCCGUCGUCAAGGCCGCCAAGAAAGACUGGAAGGGCGGGAUCACUUCCGGCGAGCUCAAACGCUGGAUGGUGCAGAUUUUGCGCGGGGUCGACGCCUGCCACCGCAAUUCGAUUGCUCACAGAGAUUUAAAGCCAUCGAAUCUGCUCAUUUCCGCCGACGGAAUUCUCAAAAUCGCCGAUUUCGGUCAGGCUAGGAUACUCCUUGCUCCUGGAUUUCUUGAUGAGGGCACUUAUAAUCAGUUCAACGAACAGCCUUCGUUAAAUCAAGCAGGAUUUCCUCAAUCAUCUGAAACUGUUCCUCCCAGACUAGAUGGCCACUUCCCUCAAGAGCAUGUGGAAAAGAUAAGUGGAAAGGGGGCUUCAGAGCCAGAAGACCUUAGAAUGGGUGAGUUUCACAAUGAUGGUGAUGAAGAAAGUGUAACUCAUGAUGGAGCUGCUUCUUGUCUUGCUACAUGCACGACAAGUGAUCUUGAGGAUCCCUUCCAGCAGUCUUAUUCUUAUGAAGCUGAGGAGGGCCGGGCUGAUGGGAAUGGUGCUCUUACCUCCUGUGUUGGAACCCGGUGGUUUAGAGCCCCCGAGCUACUUUAUGGUUCCAUAAAUUACGGGCAAGAGAUUGAUCUAUGGUCACUCGGUUGUAUAUUCGGUGAGCUCCUGAGUCUCGAACCAUUAUUCCCAGGCGCGUCAGAUAUUGAUCAGCUGGGUAAAAUCUUUAGCGUCUUGGGUAACUUGACCGAGGAGGUCUGGCCUGGUUGUGUGCAUCUUCCAGACUACAAUAUAAUCUCAUUUUGUAAAGUUGAAAAACCCAGUGGUAUAGAAGCAUGCCUUGUUAAUCGGUCUCCUGAUGAGAUUCUUCUUGUGAGAAAACUAUUGUGCUAUGACCCAGCUAGCAGAGCUACCGCGAUGGAAUUGCUUCAUGAUAAGUAUUUGAAUGAAGAACCUUUACCAGUUCCUAUAUCUGAGUUGAGGGUUCCCUCCAAACAUGGGAGUCCUGACGAGGAUUCCUCUGUUAACUGGAACGAUUAUGAAGGUCUUGAACUGGAUUCAGAUUUUGAAGAUAUUGGGCCAUCACUGGUCACUAGCACGGAUAACGGCUUCUCAAUUCGCUUCUGUUAAUAAGCGAAGAUAGACCUCUGCAGCUGGAAGAAAUGUUUGUGGAUCACUCUGCAGCAAGGAUGAUCAUAUUUGAAGAGAGAAAUUGCUGGAGAAACUGUGCAACUCUACCAAUAAAUCACUUAGUUGUGAGUUGAGGGAUAUAGGCAUAUAGCUAUUUAUGUACCCAGAUUAUGAAAGAAGUUGGUUAUGCUUUUAUCCAUCAAUAGUCCAAAAGCGAGCCCUAUAUGAAAGACUUUGGGCGAUGAUAAGUAUACCUUAUAACUUGUGUACAACACCAAUUGGCCUUGUUUUCUCAGUUGAUGGCGACAACUGCAGUGAGUGAGUUCUCUUUAAACACUGCCAUCUCAUCACACAUACACUAUGGUUCUGGUGAGUCGCUGGUCGUCCUGAUCCAUGCGAAAUGUGUGUAUAUCAGCUUACUUAGUUGUAUGAGAGCAAUUGAGUGUUCACUGCUUCAUUUCAUGGAA